AUGUCUGAUAGAUUAACUCAAUUACAAGUAUGUUUAGAUCAGUUAAUAGAACAAUUUAAUGCUACUAUAAAUUAUGUAAAUGUCAAUUCGGUACCUGCUUUAUUAGACGAUGGUGAUCCAAAAUCAAUAAUAAAUUUAGCAUCAUUAGCUCCUGCUCCACAACAACCCAAUCAACAACAACAACAACAACAACAACAGCAACAACAGCAACAACAACAACAACAUCAAAAUCAACAACAGAAUCAAAAUCAACAAGAGAAUCAACCUCAGGCCAAAUCUAAAUCUGCUUCACAACCACCUGAAGAAGAUCCAGCUAAAAAAGAAGAAGAAUUUGAAAAUACUUUAAAUGAAUUAAGUACUGAUUUAAUUUUAAAAAGUCGACAAAUUAACAUGUUAAUUGAUUCAUUACCUGGUAUUGGAUCAACACCAGAAUAUCAACUAAAUUUAAUAAGUAAAUUGAAUAAAGAAUUACAAGAAGUAGAACAAGAAAGGAUUGAAAAAAUUAAAGAAAAAGAUGAAUUAUUAAAAAAAGUAGAAGGAUUAAUAGAGACAUUAGCUGUUGGAAUACUGAAUAAUAAAAUAUAA
Molecule: messenger RNA, 585 nt
Organism: Insectozyma verbasci
Lineage: Eukaryota; Fungi; Ascomycota; Pichiomycetes; Serinales; Debaryomycetaceae
Source: the annotation of a GenBank genome assembly